Euleptes europaea (tarantolino) is the source of this 416-nucleotide messenger RNA. Its product is annotated as protein S100-A7-like. The transcript has 2 exons. NCBI's taxonomy places the organism in Eukaryota, Metazoa, Chordata, Lepidosauria, Squamata, Sphaerodactylidae. The record is from RefSeq and is a predicted model, not a curated record. Gene Ontology annotation, molecular function: calcium ion binding; transition metal ion binding. Gene Ontology annotation, cellular component: cytoplasm; extracellular exosome. Gene Ontology annotation, biological process: endothelial cell migration. The coding region runs from base 1 to 402 and encodes 133 amino acids.
AUGUCUGCUCUCCACAGCCACAGCCACAGCCACGGCCAUAGCCACAGCCAUGACCCCAAGCCCGCAUCCUGCCAGCCAGGCGACUGCCUGGCCAAUUGCACCCUGGAGACGGCAAUGAAGAUCAUUGUGGACAUCUAUCAUCAGUACGCUCCUAGAGAGGGCAAGGAUGAUUUCCUGAGCCUGAAGGAUCUGACAGAGCUUCUCCAGUGUCAGGCUCCAACCUUCCUUGCUGCUUGUAAUAGAAACAACCCGAAUUACAUCCAACAGCUCUUCAAGCAGGCAGAUGUCGACAAGAACAAGAACCUGACUUUUGAAGAGACCAUGACGGUGUGGGCUCUCUUGGCAGAUGAUGCCCAUCGCAUCAGUCACAACGAGGACCGAUGUGGCCCUGACAAGGACUGAGCUCCCCUCUGGAC